Molecule: messenger RNA, 2544 nt
Organism: Zerene cesonia (dogface butterfly)
Lineage: Eukaryota; Metazoa; Arthropoda; Insecta; Lepidoptera; Pieridae
Gene: Gpo1
Product: glycerol-3-phosphate dehydrogenase, mitochondrial
Exons: 16
Coding region: 304-2469 (721 amino acids)
Biological process (GO): glycerol-3-phosphate metabolic process
Cellular component (GO): mitochondrion; glycerol-3-phosphate dehydrogenase (FAD) complex
Molecular function (GO): glycerol-3-phosphate dehydrogenase (quinone) activity; calcium ion binding
Source: RefSeq, a predicted model, not a curated record
ACGCGACCAUAGAUAAUCACUGUAGCUACAACCUCGCCGUAGGUGGGUCGGCUCAAUGGCAUUGUAAUGCCUCGCCGCGAUUCCACGAUUAGCUAACAUGUUACUAUAGUUAGAAAAUCAUCAAUAGUGUUGACAUAAAGUAACUUCGUAAUUAGAACUAGUGAUGUGUUAAUUGGAUCUGUGUACACCUUGAAGAAUCUGGAUCUGAUUUAAACUAGACCCUUAGUGUCCUUGUAUAAAUUUAUUUAUUUGUAUAUUUUAAUGUACUGCUGAUCAGCUGUUUGGAAUAUAACUUAAAAGACAAUGUCACGAAGAAGGUUACUUGUUGGAUGUACGGCGGGAUUGACGGGUGCAGUUCUUGCAUCAUGGGCACUGUCAGCAGACGAUUCUCCCGCGCAUUGGUACAAGCCUGCAACAGUAUCAGCAAAAACAGAACGCAAGAAGCGCCCUCUGCCAUCGCGGACGGACCAAAUCAAAAAUCUUCAAGCGGGUCAUACUUAUGACAUCCUCAUUAUUGGAGGUGGUGCUACUGGGGCUGGGUGCGCCCUGGAUGCUACAACACGAGGCCUCCGAACGGCGUUAGUAGAGUCCGAUGACUUCGCCAGUGGAACAUCCAGCAGAAGCACAAAGCUGAUCCACGGUGGAGUGCGAUACUUACAGAAGGCGAUAAUGCAGCUCGACUAUGAGCAGUACAAAAUGGUCAAAGAGGCGUUACACGAACGUGCUAACAUGCUGGAAGUGGCCCCACAUCUGACGAGACCUUUGCCCAUCUUACUACCAGUAUAUAAAUGGUGGCAAGUACCCUAUUACUGGUUCGGUAUCAAAAUGUACGAUAUAGUUGCGGGAGACAGAAACUUGAAAAGCUCAUAUUAUUUAUCCAAAAAGAACACUCUAGAACUGUUCCCCAUGUUAAAGUCGGACAAUUUGUGCGGAGGCAUCGUAUAUUAUGAUGGUCAGCAAGACGACGCUCGAAUGAAUUUAGCUAUAGCGUUGACUGCAGCGAGGCAUGGCGCAACAAUCGCAAAUCAUGUCCGCGUUCUGAAAUUGCACAAAACGGCGGGAAAAUUGAGCGGGGCCAGAGUUCGGGAUGAGCUUACAGGAAAAGAGUGGGAUGUAAAAGCUAAAAGCAUCAUCAAUGCAACUGGACCCUUCACGGAUUCUAUCAGAAAGAUGGAUGACCAAACUAUCAAAGAGAUUUGCUGUCCAUCAUCUGGCGUGCAUAUUGUAUUGCCUGGAUAUUAUAGCCCCGAGCAUAUGGGUCUUCUAGAUCCUUCAACGUCAGAUGGUCGCGUGAUCUUCUUCUUGCCGUGGCUGAAGGGAACCAUCGCCGGUACCACUGACCUGCCCUGUGAGGUCACCCACAACCCCAAACCUACAGAAGACGAGAUCCAGUUCAUCCUUACUGAAGUCAGAAAUUAUCUUAAUCCUGAUGUUGAAGUCCGUCGCGGCGACGUGCUAUCUGCGUGGUCUGGUAUCAGACCGCUAGUGUCGGACCCCAACAAGCCAGACACGCAAUCGCUCGCCCGUAACCACAUCGUGCACGUGUCGCCGUCUGGUCUGGUCACCAUCGCCGGCGGCAAGUGGACCACCUAUCGCGCUAUGGCCGCUGAGACUGUGGACGCAGCUAUUGAGAGUGCUAGCUUGAAGCCUCUCUUCCGUGAAUGCCAGACUGAUGGAUUCUUAAUUGAGGGUGCCCACGGUUGGACUCCCACUAUGUAUAUCCGACUUGUACAAGAUUUCGGCCUUGAAAUGGAGGUCGCACAUCAUUUGGCUAAAUCCUAUGGAGAUCGUGCGUUUGCUGUUGCAAAAAUGGCAGCAAUGACAGGCCAAAGGUGGCCAGUUAUUGGCAAGAAAGUUCACCCUGAGUUCCCCUACAUUGAUGCUGAAAUUAGGUAUGGUGUCCGCGAAUACGCCUGCACGGCAAUCGACAUGAUCGCCCGCCGGCUGCGUCUCGCCUUCCUCAACGUACAAGCAGCUGCUGAAGCUUUGCCCACCAUUGUGGACAUCAUGGCGGAGGAGCUCAAGUGGAAUGAGGCUGAGAAACAGCGACAAAUCAAAAUGGCGCAAGAUUUCCUGGCAAACGAGAUGGGCCAGAUGGUGAACAGGGCCAGCCGCGACAAGAUCCCGAUCAACCUAAGCAAGGACGAGAUCCAGACUUACAUCAAACGGUUCCAAAUUAUCGACAAAGACAAGAAAGGAUAUGUCUCUAUUAAUGAUAUUAGGAGAAGUCUUAAGAACUACGGCGAGGAAGUUACCGGAGAGCAAUUGCACGAAAUAUUGCGAGAAAUCGACACUAACAUGAACGGACAAGUCGAACUCGACGAAUAUCUGCAGAUGAUGUCGGCCAUCAAAUCUGGUCACGUGUCGUAUUCCCGGUUCGCGAGGAUGGCUGAAAUGGAGGAAGAGCAUCACGAGAAGGAAAUGCUUAAGAAACAAAUCAGCGUUGAGAGGAGCGGCGGUGGCUUGUAGACAUAAGUCUACAAAAUCUUUGCAGAUAGCAAAGUUAACAACACAUCGAGUAAGAUUUUAUUGAAUAGACAUUUC